Messenger RNA from Musca vetustissima, 2761 nucleotides. Its product is annotated as regulation of nuclear pre-mRNA domain-containing protein 2. Lineage: Eukaryota; Metazoa; Arthropoda; Insecta; Diptera; Muscidae. Gene Ontology annotation, biological process: mRNA 3'-end processing. Gene Ontology annotation, molecular function: RNA polymerase II complex binding. Gene Ontology annotation, cellular component: RNA polymerase II, holoenzyme. The record is from RefSeq and is a predicted model, not a curated record. The coding region runs from base 1 to 2748 and encodes 915 amino acids. The transcript is spliced from 11 exons.
AUGGCUUCUGUUAGCGCGUCCGAAGAAUUCGAUGUGGAACUUUUCGAAACGCGCUUGGAAGGUCUCAAAGACACACAGGAUGGUAUACAGCAAAUGUCAGCGUGGUGUUUGAAGCAGCGUGCCCAUCAUAAGAAAAUCGUUGCCUGUUGGCUAAAUGUUUUCAAGAGAGUUCGCGUUGAACAUCGUUUGGUUCUAUUCUAUUUGGCCAAUGAUGUCAUUCAGUACAGUAAAAGAAAACGUUUGGAAUUCGUUGAAAGUUGGGCUACAGCUCUACAAAAGGCAACGACAAUGGUUAGAGAUGAAAAAGUCAAAAAUAAAAUUCUGCGAAUAUUUAGUAUUUGGGAACAACGUGAAAUUUACAAUGAAGAAUUUCUUACAGACCUAUGUGGCCUCUUGAAUAUUGCACCGCCAAAGAAAGCCCAUUCAACCAUUGCCGAUUCGGAGGAUUUUCAAAAUGCCAGUCUUAUAACAAGCAUUCGAGAAUGUGUUGAGUUAUCUGAACUGACCGAUAAAAGCUUUAAGAAAAUGCCAAAAGCCCCAAAUUGUGAUAUAGAAAAUAUCAAACAACAUUUAAAGGAUAAAAGUCAUUCGGAUGAUGUUGAAAAGGAAUUGGAACGUUAUGCAGCCUAUAUAGAGACAUUUAAUAAAAAUUUACAAGCUGAAAUAAAAAGUCGUAAAAAUGUUUUAGCCAAUUUGGAUACGGCUGUUAAAUUCUAUGCCAAUCAAAGGGGAGAAGUUAAAGUUGUUGUUAGUGCCUAUAAAAAUUUUGGCAGUCGCAUAAAAUUGGUUAAAAAGAAACUAGAUGAAAUAACACCAACUUUACCCAGCCCCAUACCUUCACCGGAUAUAAAUGCACCGUCACCGGAGCCAGAUGCUGAUUUACAGCUACCAGAUGAUCAAUCGCCAAUAUCAAUGAGUUUUUUCAAAAAUAUGAAUGGCUAUAGCAGCUAUUUGGAUGGAAAUUUGCCUUUUGAUAUAAAUGAUUUCAAGUCUGAUGAAAACCCAUCCAAAACCUCAAGCCAACCCAUCGAGGUAAUUGGUUCAAGAUCUGAUGAUGAAAAUUUCAAUUCAAAUACGGAAUAUUACAAACCUGAAUCGAUAAGUGCUUACCCGGGAAAUGAGAAUGUAAUGAUACCGGGUUUAAAUCCCAUGCCUGUACCAUCGGGCGGUUAUACAUCAUUGGCACGAUCCUCCCAACAAUACAGUGAUGUUUUACCUCCACCACCAAAUCCUCCGCUAUUCGGUACCCCCAAUAUUAUGACAAAUAAUAUACAUCCGAAUAUGAAUUCUGGAUACGCGCCAAUGAAUGCCCGUUCAUAUAACAGUAAUGAUAGUUAUGAUCCGAAUGCAUAUAAUCGAAUACCGACUGGUCCACCUGUUGGUCGGCCUGGUGUAGCGGCUGGAAAUCCACAACCUCUGAUGCCACCACCACCAAUGCCACCUGCUAUGGGAUCUAUUGAUGCCACCGAAAAUGGUGGUGGCGGCGGUGGUAGUAAUUUCAAUUCGGGCUGGGGGGAUAUGGGUAUGUCAUGGAACAAUCCUAUGGAUAGUUCGAGUGCAUCAACAUCAUCAUAUGGUAAUACACCAAUAGAUACACCACUAUCACCGCCUCAUUUCGAUGUAGAUCCUCAUAAUGCCAGUACAGCAACGCUAGAGUAUACAGAACAUGAUGGAAGCUUGUCAUCAGCUCAAGAUGUUGAUCAUCGCCAGCUACAUUUACCCGCUUUUGGUAUUGGUCCCAAAUUAGGACUGAGUAAAGAAAAAACCCGUCAAUUGGAUAUUGAUCAUCGAAAUCUAAUAUCAUUAACUGGUUCACCGGGCGCAAAUGAUAAUGAUAAGAAAUCCUGGUAUCAAUCUAAUAAUGAGGCAACUAGCGAUGUUGAUUACCGUAUACUUGGGCAAGCUAUUAAAACAAUUGAAACAACAAUACUGCCUGCCGCUUUCAAUGAUACCUCCUCAAUAUCAUCGGUAUCUGCUGAUGAGUCUGGAAAUGUAUAUCUCCAAUGCCCCUCGAAAGAAUCCCUAAAAGAUGUAGCAGGUUUACAACAGCAACAAAAAACCGAUGGCGAUGGUGGAGGUACGGGUGGUUAUGAUCCAACAGACAUGGUGGUUGAUAUGGAUAUGUCUGAUGAGGAUCUAGAUGAUAUAUUUAGAGAGGUUCAUGAACAAAUGGCAGAACAAUCAGCAGAAAAUAAUAAAGAUGGCGUCAAUAGUGACACAAAUGGUGGUGGAGAUGUCGAAGCUGGCGAGGUGGCGGACGGUAAUGUUCCAUAUCAAAGGCCACCACUGCUUGAAACACCGGCAGAAUAUGAUCCGCAAACAAAUUGGGAUUGUCAAGAUUGGCCUCAGCAAAUGUCCGCCAUGGCAUGGCAAAAUAACAAUCGUGGAGGUUUGGCCGCCGGUGGACCACAUGGAGUGCCGCCACCACCCAGACCGCCUUAUGGUAUGCAAUUUCCGUAUGGUGGUAUGACUGGAAAUGAUAAUCCGUUUGCUGUGCCAAGUGGUAGUCCGGCACGUGGCGGUUUUGCUGCAGCGGGUGGUGGUCGUGGGCGAGGUGGUGCAUGGGACGGUUCACCACAAAAUCAAUUUCGUAAUUUCCCUCGGCCGCCACGAGGCGGUGGUUCGCCAUUCUUCAAUCGUGGUGGUCGUGGAAAUCGUGGCGGUGCCGGUGGCAGCCCCAUGAUGAUGCGUGGCAGUCCUGGACAAGGUUUUCGCGGCAAAUUUCGUGGAAAAAACAAUUGGAUUUAAAUUCACAACAAAA